Fopius arisanus is the source of this 3797-nucleotide messenger RNA. RefSeq names its product apoptosis-resistant E3 ubiquitin protein ligase 1. The transcript has 9 exons. Gene Ontology annotation, cellular component: cytoplasm. NCBI's taxonomy places the organism in Eukaryota, Metazoa, Arthropoda, Insecta, Hymenoptera, Braconidae. Gene Ontology annotation, molecular function: ubiquitin protein ligase activity. Gene Ontology annotation, biological process: protein polyubiquitination; negative regulation of apoptotic process. The coding region runs from base 710 to 3511 and encodes 933 amino acids. The record is from RefSeq and is a predicted model, not a curated record.
UCCACACGACCGGAUCGUCGCGCCACCCUGAUCCCUUAUUUUUUCGAAUUUUUAUUCGGCCUCUGUUAAAAAAAAUAUUUACUCCACCCUUUCCCUUCACUCGCCAUUCAUUUCCCCGAGAGUUGUCCGAUUUAUUUUUCACAUUAUUAUCACCGCAGUCUGGGGCUGGAUAAUGCGCGGGCCCCGGGGGCAAUUCCGCGAAUGGACUGUCAGACACGAUUUUAACCGCGAGAUCCGCCACGUCGAUGUCAUCGAAAAAAUCACCGCUGUCACGCGACUUUGACAUGAUUAGUCACGUUAUCGAUUUUAUUAUUGUUGAUUUGCAAUGUUAUUGUCGUUCGGGUUGUUAAUUAACGGGGCCUUCAUAGAGUUUCAAUGAUAUAUUAUAAAUUUAGUACAAAGUUUAACGCGCAAUGCAGUGCAUCAACCUCUCUGUGCCUGCGAUAAUUACGGAUUGCAUUUUAGAUUUUAAUUUCGCGUAUUUUUAAGUUUAUCGCGGGACGUUUGAAUUUUUUGGGGAGUCCUGGCAAUAUUUUUACUCUUCAUUAUCCCGGGGUUUGCGGCUCUGUGAUGAAGAUAAAAAUUCAAUGGUUUUGCCUCUUGAAGAAUUUUUUUCAUUACCUUUAAUGAAAAUACUGUUAUUUUUACUGCGUUGAUAAAAGAUGCCUGAGUGAUACGCAAAAACGUAAGGGUAGGAAUAAAUAGAGUUAUGCCGGACAAUGCAAAGGGUAAUUGUGAUGGACAUCGGGAGAAGGAGUUUUUUGUCGAUGAGAUAUCAUCGAUUGGUAUGUCACUGCGACCAAGUGGAAGUGCAUCUUCCGGCAUCUCGAGUCUUGCGAGUUGCGGUGAAGUUAAUGCACUACCGGAAUUACCACCACAGGAUGAGGAGCGUCUCCAGCGUGCUGCACGAAUGCUGCAGCAACGACUGGUCCUUAGACAGUGGCUGAGUGAUCAUGGAUUAAGUUCUCAUUAUCAGAAGCUCAUGCAGAUGGAGGUGUUAUCACUGGAGGAUGUGUACUGGGUGGAGGACAAUGAGGCGCGUGCAGCUCUCGGGAAGGAUCUUCCUAAAUGGAUACAGGCCCGACAGUCGCUUCCUACAUCGAAGGACGAUCUUGAGGGACUUAAAGCUGAUCUGUGGAGUUCUGUUGUUAAAAAUAGUCAACACCAAGAUGCCUGGACAUGGGGUGGAAUGCUAGUUGUUUCAGUCUCGGUUGCUGGACUUGUCACUUUGGCAGCUAUGACACAACCAGCUCUUGCCCCAGAAGCGAAACACUCGUUGCUGCAGUAUGUCACUGGCAAGUAUCUUCUGCCAAGCAACUGCCGUGUACACUUUGAGUGGGACGAGCCUCAGCUUGUGGGAGAGACUAUGACAUUCACCGUUAAAUUUUACCAGCGAAAUGGUCAGCCCUAUCCAAUCUGUGACAAAGACAAUCUAUUAGUUGAUGUAUCAGAGGGUACACGAAGAGUAGCAACAGUAAUAGAUCUAGGUGGUACUGAUCCAUUAGCAGCUAAUACAGCAGUCGUUAAAUUUACUGUUCGUCAUGCUGGACAAUAUCGCAUAGCAGUGCUCAUUGGGUCCUGUCAUGUGCAUGGCAGCCCUUUUCUCAAGAGUUUUCUCCCUGGCCCACCGGAUCCCAAUAAAACUGUUUUUGUAAGACAAAGCUCCACGGUUGUAUGCACUGCUGGAAUUGCCCACUCCAUGACAAUAGAACCGAGGGAUGAGUAUGACAAUUUGUGUAUUUUUGGGACUGACGAUCAGCCAACCGAUGGGUACAACGUUAAUAUUACUCAAAUUGGAUGCUCGGAUAAAGGUCAAUCAGGAGCAUGCAAUAUUCAUCUUGAAUACGACGAACCGAAUCAACGAAUAAGAUUAAAAGUUGGAUUCCCUAAAGGGGGCUGUUACCAUGCAACUGUCAGUCUAGCUGGCCUCCAGCUGCACAAUGGAGACUUUGACAUUAUUGUACUCGAGAGUUCUGUUGCACGAAUGGUACAUAAUAACGUGGCAUCAAAGGACCCAGACAUAUGCUACGCUGCCAAGCUGCUGGGUAUGCAGGGGGAGAGAUUCUCCAAGCCUAAAAAAGUAUUCUGCUUCAUAUCCCCGAAGCAAUUGACUAUUAAAGAGUAUCUCCUGAGAUUCAUUCCAAAACGCCUCGUCACCUUCAGAUUAUGUCCUUCGACAAAGGUAACAUUGUCAAGGUUUCAUUUUGACAGUACGAAUAAUGAAUACGAAGGGUAUGAUUCAUUUUCCAUCGAUGAUGGCUGUCAGCCACCGGUCGAAUUAAUUUCCCAUUAUCGUGACGUUAUCGCAGCAACUUUUACCCUAUUUUUACUGAAGAAUAUUGGAGGGAGCGAGACUUUCGCUGAUAAACAGAAUUUCUUUUACCACGAAGUGAGGAAACACCAUCAGAAGCAUUACCACGAGAAGCUUGCGAUGAAAGUGCAACGUGAUAAACUCCUGGAGUCGUCUAUGAAGGCGACUAAGGGAUUUUCUGUUAGCGAGUGGUGCAGAAAUUUUGAAAUAACGUUUCAAGGAGAGCAGGGUGUGGACUGGGGUGGAGUGAGACGCGAAUGGUUCGAAUUAAUUUGCGCAUCGCUGUUUGAUCCAGGUAAUGGGCUAUUUGCAUCAUUCGGUGAAUCACAACAGGCACUCGUUCAUCCGAACAACAAGAGGCCACCCCAAUUGAAAAUUAAACAUUAUGAAUUCGCUGGUCGAAUUGUUGGCAAAUGUCUGUAUGAAUCAGCACUCGGUGGAUCCUAUCGACAAUUAGUGAGAGCAAGAUUUACCCGUUCAUUUUUAGCCCAAAUUAUUGGUCUUAGGGUACACUAUAAGUAUUUCGAGCAGGAUGAUCCUGAUUUGUAUCUGAGUAAAGUGAAGUAUAUACUUGAGAAUGAUGUGGAGGAGAUGGAACUUUUCUUCGUUGAGGAGGAGUACGAUAAAGAUGGUCAAUUACUUAAUAAUGCAGAGUUAAUUCCUGGUGGGAGUAAAAUACGUGUUACUAAAGACACUAAGCUACGGUAUCUGGAUGCACUUGCUCAACAUCGACUUGCUAGUUCUAUCAGGAAUGAGGUCGAUGCAUUUUUACGGGGAUUGAAUGAACUUAUUCCGGAUAAUUUGCUGGGAAUAUUCGAUGAAAAUGAACUUGAGCUUCUGCUCUGUGGCACUGGUGAGUACAGUGUUUCAGAUCUUCGAGCCCAUCACAUUGUCAAUGGUAGCUCACCCGAAUUUCUUCGUGUACUCGAUUGGUUUUGGACAGCAGUGAGUAAUUUCACACAAGAGGAAAUGGCACGAUUGCUCCAAUUUACAACUGGCUGCUCUCAACUACCACCUGGUGGUUUUCAGCAAUUGAGUCCGCGCUUUCAAAUCACAGCAGCUCCAACUUUUGCCAAUUUACCAACAGCCCACACCUGUUUCAAUCAAUUAUGCCUGCCAGACUACGAGUGCUACGAUCACUUUGAAAAAUCACUGUUGCUUGCUAUCAGUGAGGGCACCGAAGGCUUCGGCAUGAUUUAAGAGAUUUAAUGAAUCUAGUCUAAUUAUAAUUAAAUGAGGUACUUAAUUUAUUCGGAAAAAUACUAGUCGCAGGCAAAAUGUUUCAAGGCUUUGGUGCCUUUAUACCACCUACACUAUUUUCUCUUCAAUCCAUCGGUGCAUUACCGGAACAGAAAAGUUUGCAAUUGUCAGAGUACUUUUACAAAUUCUUCUUCGAAAACUAAAAAUUCGUCGACUCGCGAUAAAAGAAAAAUCGUAAAGUGGAUGAUACUGAAAUCUUGUACUUUUUCCCAGAGAACAAAUAAAA